AGGCGGCCAACCUACAGCAACUUGUCUGCUCCAUUACCAAAAGAUAUUAAAUCAAAAGACGAACAAGCGGCAGCCGGAGAAGAAUCAGCAGAGCGUUUGGUCCCACUUUCCCUGGUCAGAGAAGAAGACGAGGAAGACAAAGACGAUCGAACCUUCCGACGACCAAUGCUAAGACCCAAAGCUAGGUCGAGCUCUGUCUCUGACACUGACUCGUCGGGGCAAGAUGAAUCCUCCGACGAAUGUGCGGCGUUUUCGUCUUCUUCAGCUGGUAGUCCGAUCAUCACCGACCCACUUGACGAACAAACUUCUUGCAAACCAUUCAUUAUCCCAAAUUGCCAAACGAAUACACAAAGCAAGAACACUAAAACCCUUGAUUCAAAUCCAAUUAUCGAUCAAGUUUGA
This is a messenger RNA of Arabidopsis thaliana (thale cress), 402 nucleotides long. RefSeq lists its product as uncharacterized. The annotation marks the transcript as partial. The record is from RefSeq and is marked reviewed. The transcript has 2 exons. NCBI's taxonomy places the organism in Eukaryota, Viridiplantae, Streptophyta, Magnoliopsida, Brassicales, Brassicaceae.